UUAAUUCAACAAUGGCAAUCCUCAAAUAGGCUUCUGAUCCUCUCCUCUCUGUUCCGUGUUUUCGUGCUUUCGGUGGAGUAUAGGUUGUCGUUUGCGUUGUAUUCAUUGACUCUGAAUGACACUCUCCUAAUUCGACACGAAGGGACAUCAAAAUAA
Molecule: messenger RNA, 156 nt
Organism: Haemonchus placei
Lineage: Eukaryota; Metazoa; Nematoda; Chromadorea; Rhabditida; Trichostrongylidae
Source: the annotation of a GenBank genome assembly